AUGAUGAGUGCACCAAAACCUUCUAUCCUUGCAGCUUUGUUUUGGGUCCUCCUUUUCAUGUCUUUGAAACUAAGCAAAUGUAUCAACUGCCCUGAAAUUGAAAAACAAUCACUUUUAAGCUUCAAGAAAUCUCUAAAUGGCUCCUCAAACUUGUUGUCUUCUUGGGAUGCUAAGUUUGAUUGUUGCACGUGGAAAGGUGUUGUUUGCAGCAACUUAACUGGCCGAGUUCUUCAACUCCAUCUCCGAGGUAAUUAUUUAGCUGGCAAAUUAAACUCGUCUUUGCUCAACUUGAAGCAUUUGAAAUAUCUUGACCUGAGCCAAAACAAGUUUCAGGAAGAAAUCCCUUCUUUCAUUGGAUCGCUCACAAGUCUCGAAUACUUGAAUCUAUCAUCCGCUAGAUUUUAUGGAAAGAUUCCCCAUAGUAUUGGAAAUCUUUCCAAUUUGCACGUUUUAAGUUUUGCUGACCAUUGGUAUUUAGCGCCGCAGUUGGAAGUCAAUAGUGUUGAAUGGUUGUCGGGACUUUCUCUAUUGGAGCACCUCAACAUGAAUGGUGUGAACCUCAGCAAAACAACCAACUGGGCUCAACAGGUUAUCAACAAACUUCCUUCUUUAGUCGAGCUGCAUUCUAGUGGAUGUAAUCUUAAUUUGAUGGCUCCUCUGAAUGAUGGUAACAAUAUCAGUCGUUCUAAUUUAGCCACUCUUGAUCUCUCUUGGAAUUCCCCGUCUUAUGGCAUUUUCCCUCCGUGGAUUUUUCAACUCAGCAACCUUAUCUAUCUUGAUAUGAGUGCCAACUCAUUCCAAGGCCCAAUUCCAACAAUGAGCAACACCACAAAACUCCAACACAUUGAUCUCUCCUAUAACAAUUUGAAUUCAAGCAUUCCACAGUGGCUCCACUCCUACAAGCACCUCCAGCACCUCGAUUUAAGUGGAAAUGAACUUUCUGGAAAAAUACCAAGAGAAAUCACAAACUUGUGCAAUAUUCAGACCUUGAAUUUAGGGGCUAAUAAGUUUGGAGCGGAAUUAACAGAUUCAUUUGGAAAUAUGUCAGAUUGUUUCUUAGGAUCUUUGAUAUAUUUAGGUCUAUCAUGGAAUCAGCUCUAUGGUCAUCUGCCUCAUCAAUUUGGAGAAUUUAGAAGUCUUCGAUCCCUUUAUCUUAGGGAAACCUCAUUGUCCGGUGUAAUUCCAGACGAAAUAGGGAACUUGCUUUCCCUUGAAAGGUUACACUUGGAUGGUAAUAAAUUUACAGGGAACUUACCAGAGAGUAUUGGGAAACUUGUGAACUUGACAGUUCUUUCCAUAUACAAUAACAUGUUGGAAGGGGUUGUGACUGAAACCCACUUUUCCAAUCUCUCAAAUUUAGAAGACUUGAUUGCCUCUGGAAACCACUUGACUUUGAAAGUCAACCCAAAUUGGAUUCCACCAUUCAAACUGAAGGUGCUUUACCUAGGGUCUUGGAACUUCGGAUCUCCAUUUCCGUUAUGGCUUGAGAAUCAGAAAGAGAGUAUCUCCAGUCUGGAUUUAUCGUGUACUGGAAUCUAUGGAAAUGUUCCCAGCUGGUUAUGGAGUUUGAGCUCUCUCAACCUUUCCCAUAACCAACUUGACGGAAAGAUUUUAUCCAUUAUUAGUGAUCGUGGAACUGAUGAAUAUAAUGGCCCCUUACAUGUUUUUGACUUGAGUGCCAACAGGUUUAGUGGUCCACUGCCUCCAAUAAUGACGAGUUCAUCCUUAGAACUCCAUUUCUCCAAUAACUCAUUUUCCGGAGGAUUGUCAGAUUUUCUUUGUAUCAAUACAUCCAAUGUAGUGUUUAUAAAUUUUGAAGGAAACCAUCUUUCUGGAGAGUUACCUGAUUGUUUUUGCAAAUGGCAAUCAUUGAAAGUGUUGGACUUACGCAACAACAAGUUGUCCGGAAGAAUACCGAAUUCCAUCGGAUUUCUAACUAAUUUAGAAUCUUUGAACCUCCACGGCAACAAUUUCUCUGGCCACAUAACUUCUUCAUUGCAAAAUUGCACGAAACUAAUGAUGAUCGACUUUGGUGAUAACAGUCUUGGUGGGGACAUACCGAAAUGGAUUGACACAAGAUUUUCCAAUUUGAGAUUUCUGAUUUUGCAGUCCAACAAUUUCAGUGGUGAAAUUAGUCCAUCCAUAUGUCACCUCACUUCUCUUCAAAUUUUUCAUCUCUCUAAUAACAAACUGUCAGGGAGGCUACCUCAAUGCCUCAACAAUCUUACCACAAUGACCACUAAAAAGAUUUUGGAUAAGCCAUACUAUUCUGUAUCUAUCGAUUUGGAUAUGCAAUUUGGAAAGCUAAGAACUUUUGCAUUUGGAAGACAAUUUCACGAAAGUGCAUCAAUUCCGACAAAGGGUAGAGAACUCACAUACGACGCCACUCUCUUUUUGGUCAAAAGUAUCGACCUUUCAAACAACAUCCUGUCUGGUGAUAUCCCAAUUGAGAUAACAAGUCUGGUGGAACUCCAAUCAUUGAACCUGUCCCGAAAUCGUCUAACGGGAUCCAUCCCAAACAACAUUGGAAACAUGAAGAAUCUUGUAUCUCUAGAUUUCUCCAGGAAUUCAUUAUCCGGCAAGAUUCCAAGUAGCAUCACAACCAUGUCUUUUUUGAGUAGCCUAAAUCUGUCGUAUAACAACUUGACGGGGAGAAUCCCACAAAGCACCCAAAUUGGGACCUUCAACGAGUCCAGCUUCAUCGGCAACAAUCUUUGUGGCUUUCCACUAAGAAUUUCUUGCAAAAAUGAUGGUAAUGUCCCUGCCCCGACACAGGUGCAGAUUCAAGGCCGAAAGAGCAAUAAGCAAGAGAUUGAUUUGUUUUACGUAUUCCUAUCUUUAGGGUACGCUGUUGGGCUUUCUGCUGUCCUCACUGCAUUGUUUUUUAAGAAGAAUUGGAGGGAAGCUUAUUAUGCCUUCUUUCAGAAACUGUGGAACUGUGUUUACGUGUAUUUAAUUAUCCAAUGGAGGAGGCUCAUGAGAGUGUUGGGUCGAAAUCCCUAA
Molecule: messenger RNA, 3003 nt
Organism: Striga asiatica
Lineage: Eukaryota; Viridiplantae; Streptophyta; Magnoliopsida; Lamiales; Orobanchaceae
Source: the annotation of a GenBank genome assembly